GCCGCGCUCCAUGUCCCUCGGCUCGGCGGCAGCCCCAGCAGCAGCGGCGGCGGCGGCGGCUGCUGCAGGCGCCGAGGCGGCGGCUCCACAUCGCGCGCGGCGCAGCCGGGCGAACUCCUUCCUGCCUCCCUCGGCUCCUCCGGUUCACCGGGCCGGCCGCACCCCGCCCCGGGCUUCCGGCCGCGCCCCCUCUCCCCGCCCCUUGCCGGCGCCUGACGCGCGCGGGCACCUGUUCGCCGCGCCCGCGCGGGAUUCGCCGGCUCGCGGGUCUCCUCAGCGGCGCCCAGGUGGCGCCGGCGACCUUAACUCCUGCGCUGCCUCAAGCCCGGGGGCGGCUGCGCGCGCCGCCUGGGGAGGCGGCUGGUGCAUCCCUAACGGUUCGGGCGGCUCCCCGGUGCGGCCACGCCCCCGGCCUCGCGCCCACAUCGGAUGUGGCCCCGCCCCCAGCACGCUCACCUCGGGGUGUGGCCUCGCGCUCACCUCGGAGCACAGCCCCGCCCCUGGCCUCGUUCUCACCUCCGUGCGAGGCCCCGCCUCCGGGCUCGCGCCACUCUUGGGCUGGAGCGUUUCUCAGAGUCUGGUGGGGAUCAGUUUUGUCGAACCUCAGGUGGUCUCCAAGAGGACUGGGGAUGGUCUUCCAAGGCCGAGUCCCGACAGAGACUCGUGGUCACGGAAUUUAGGUCUGGGCCCUCACCAAAGCUAAGCAGUCAGGAGAGGGAGCCCUAGCGAGCAGGAGGGGGAGGAAUGACUUCAGAAAUCCGGCAUUUUAAUGAUGAUGACUCAGGGAUAUGAAGGACCAGAGGCCUCCGAGAUCAACAGCCCCGAAAGAAAGAGUUAUGUUGAGAAAUAACGGGAAAAAAACUGCUCACAGAUGGGAAUAUGAAGCAAAGAAUCGCCGUGAUAAUGACUUUUGUUUAUUAGUGAGACGGAAAUUUCAGGACACCAAGAGGCUGAAAUGGGUCAAAUGGAUUCUCCUGGUUUUUAUUCUUUAUUAACUUCAGAGCUCAUCAAUAUUCAGGUAUAUACAUGACUUUCUACUCUCAGACUGAACCUCAAGUCUGGCUUUGUUUGCUUGUUGAUUGAAAAGGAGGCAGACAACUGAGGGAUUCCCACAUUGAUCUUAGAGCUAAAUUUAGGAAGUUGAUCAUGGUACCAGUCCAGCAGCAGUGGACUCUUCUAAUACUUUUUUUUUUUUUAAGUUUAUUUAUUUAUUUUGAGAGAAAGGCAGAGGGAGAAUCCCAAGCAGGCUCCCCCACUGCCAGUGUAGACCCGAUGCAUGUCAUCGACUCCACCAACCAUGGCAUCAUGACUUGAACUGAAAUCAAGAGUCGGAUGCUCAGCCUACUGAGCCGCCCAGGCAUCCCAGUUGUAACACUUUUUAUUAUACCCUCUUGAGCAGAAAUUGUGGGCCCCUGGUGAGACCCAACUGCAACUCUUUUAUCUUUUUUAUUACAAAAGGACAAGUUUCUCCCUAAUUUAUUUAUAGAGACACACAUAUCAAGAGCAAACAGGAUUCCUAAUCAAAAGGAGUUUCAGAGGGGGGAAAAUCUUUUGAAUGCUUUUAAUGAAGCAUAUAACUU
Molecule: messenger RNA, 1580 nt
Organism: Herpailurus yagouaroundi (jaguarundi)
Lineage: Eukaryota; Metazoa; Chordata; Mammalia; Carnivora; Felidae
Product: homeobox protein Hox-A13-like
Exons: 2
Coding region: 11-703 (230 amino acids)
Source: RefSeq, a predicted model, not a curated record